Molecule: messenger RNA, 3883 nt
Organism: Camelus dromedarius (Arabian camel)
Lineage: Eukaryota; Metazoa; Chordata; Mammalia; Artiodactyla; Camelidae
Gene: GNG4
Product: G protein subunit gamma 4
Exons: 4
Coding region: 326-553 (75 amino acids)
Biological process (GO): G protein-coupled receptor signaling pathway
Cellular component (GO): heterotrimeric G-protein complex
Molecular function (GO): G-protein beta-subunit binding
Source: RefSeq, a predicted model, not a curated record
ACCCCGGGGCGGAGGGCGGGGCGGCGCGAGGCGAGGCGCGCGUUUGCACCGCGAACCCGUCAGAGCCGAGGCGCGGGAGCCCGGGCGCGGAGCCGGAGCCUUAGCCCGCCCCGCCCCGCCCCGCGCCCGGAUGAGGAGCGAUGCUGCUCGGUCUGGCCGCCCCCCGCGUGCACCGCGCCGGAGACAAAGCCCGCGCGCCCCGCUCCGGGUGAGCCUCAAAGCAGGAGCCCCGAGUCAGCCUCUCAUCUGACAGCUGCCACCUGCCACCCCUGGACUGCCCCCUGCCCGGACCUGUGACCACGCUGCCUCUCGCAGGGGCAGCGGAAUGAAAGAAGGCAUGUCCAGUAGCAGCACCACGAGCAUCUCCCAGGCCAGGAGGGCCGUGGAGCAGCUGAAGAUGGAGGCCUGCAUGGACAGGGUGAAGGUCUCCCAGGCGGCGGCCGACCUCCUGGCGUACUGCGAGGCCCACGUGCGGGAGGACCCUCUCAUCAUCCCAGUGCCUGCGUCAGAAAACCCCUUCCGCGAGAAGAAGUUCUUUUGUACCAUCCUCUGACUCCGAGUGUUACCAAAGUAUCUUCCUAGCCUCCCCGGCAGAGGCCGCGCAUGCUCUUCGCUGCAGGGAGCCCCGCCGCCCGCCCCUCCCGGACCAGGUCGGCCCCGCCCGCCGCGGCUUCUCAUUGGUUUUCGUCAUUGCGUUCGAUUUCACUUUUUCUUUUCGUUUUCAUGUGAUUUUCAUGAUUAGCAAAGAAAACAGACAUUUUUGUAGCCAAAUAACGUGUGCCAAGUAAAAAUAAGUGUGGGUCCAAGGGCUUAAUUUUUUUUUUAACCAUCUAAUUCCCGAGUUUACAUACGUCAAGUUUAUGCACUGCAAUGUGUCCUUUAUGGAGGAGGAACAAAUAUACUCCACAGUCCCCCAUUCACAGAAAUUCAGGGUCAGGUUAGAGCUCACUGACCAGCUGAAGAAUAUGGGUCAAGUUUCCAGCUCUCGAGUCAAGUUUCCGUUCUGGAAGCUUUCUGUUUCCCGCUCUUCCGUCUUCCUGCUGAAAAGCAAACAGCGCACAUCAUCGGCUGGUCUUCUACACAUGCGCCCUCCUGGGGCCCAGACCCGUUUCCCACUGACCGUCUGUCACCCGUCACUUCGGAGGCCGUCCUUCUACAAAUGUAGGUGCUGGGCGAAAACUGUAGGGAGCUUAACCGUAAACGUCACACCGCCACAUCUGUUUCUGUGCUCCAGCCGCGUGGCCAGGGAGACCAUCUCCCCUCUCCACAGGCCACCUCUCCCUGCUGCACCUGUCCUGGCUUCUCCCCUGUAGUUCCAACAUGGGCUGCGUUACCAAGGACCCGCUCUGGGCGCAGCGCUGGGCCCUGCGGGGGUUCACCAGGGUGGCUCCAGCCAGAGGAGUGAGGCAGGGCGGCGGCUCACCAGGCACCAUCCGCGGGUAGGAGCAGCCCCACGGAUCCACUCCUCUGACAAGAGAUAAAUGCCCUGUAUACAGCUGUAUAGAAGAGGGAAACCGAGGCACAGAAGGACUGUGCCGUUUCCCUAAGGUUGUAGAUGGUGAGCGGGGAGGCUGGGCCCUGAGUGCAGACAGUGGGGCCCCAGAGCCCAGCCAGAACCCCUGAGUUACCCCGCCUUCCAGAUCUGCCUGUUUGCAGGUAGGUAGGCAGACAUGCAGACGACCUGAGCGACGUGCCAUGAAGCAUCAUCACGGGGGUCCACCCGGCACCCCACUUCUCUCUGCAGGAGCAGGCCUGUCGGGCCUGUCUUCUGAGAGCUUACAGAGGGUUACACAUGGCUGCCCCUGUGAAAGGCUAGAGAGCUCUUGUUUUUCUGAGACAAGCUUGCAGACCCCACCGAAAACAAACUCCUACUGCCCCCGAGAAAGGAAGGGAAACACACCACAGGAGCAGAGGGCGCUUUGUCCAAGUUUGCUUCUGUUCCGUUUGUUUGGAAACUGGGAGCAGCAGCUUACUGUAUGAUACAGGGUGGGCCACUGUGUGUCUGGAAUGUCCCAACCUGCAAAUCAGGGGUGAUGGUAGUUACUCCUUCUGCCUUUCUGUUUGGGACAGAGGGCGGUGCAACGUGGAUGACAGCUCUGAUGAUCAUUUAAAACAAAUGCUCUCAGUGCCCGGUAUAGUACAGGGAAGGAUGAAUGUAUGACUUCACAGAUCCACAAUUCAGUUGGAGGAAUCAUGUAAAAUUGCCUACAAAGAGGCGAAUGUAAUUUUCCGAUCAGUUAAUGACUUGCUACCCUUGUUAGAUGGUUUCAGGACGCUUUUAUUCUCGGCUGCUUUGGGUAAAACCCAUUCUUCAUUUCGUGAAAGCUCCCUGAUAAUGCCAGUGUCCUUAGGAAGCUGUGUGCUCAGCCGGUCUCGGAAUUGUAUGCUGUCCGUGAUAAACAGACUUCACAGCCUCCUCUGUUUUGGUUGAUGACCAGGCUCUCUUUAUUCUGUGGUCCGUGUCAACAUCAUUAACCUGAUAAAGCAAAGCACAAUCCAUAAAAGCACAUUAGAGAGGCUGACAAAGUGGGACAGCCCAGAAACCAGCUAAAUCAGGUCAAGAAAAAAAAAAAUGUGCUUCUGGUCUUAACCAAACUUUCUCCCCUUUGUUUUCACUUUUUGCUGCCCCUCCAGAUUCUCCUCUCCCUUUCCCACUUUCCCCUUUCCCUCCCCUCUUCCUUGCAUCUCUCCAUGAGAUGCUUUCUCUCCUUCCGUGACACCAUUUCCUUCCACACCUACGGCAUUUUGUGUGGCUUGCCCCUUCUAAUGUGUCCCUUAAAGGCAAGUUCAGGCACACGGGCUGUGAGAUAUGCAAACGUGUGCACCAGCCCCCCACCCAGGUCGCUGGGAGCUGAUGAAGUGGGGUGCACCAGUUGUCAUUUGGUGUUUCCAGCUUGGCUGUCUAGCACCUGACCCCUUUCCUAAAUGGGGAACUCACCCCUUAUGUAUAAAUUGGGUGGGAUACAGUACCCCCUCCCACUGUGGAUGCUGAAGUGGGGGAGGGCUUCCCUGUCUCUCAGAUGCACCCCCCUUUCCCAGCACCAGAGUGCCCAGUGACCCAGGGCAGACUCCUAGGACUCCCGUACUUGGGACUGUGAGCUCAGAGCUAGUGACAAAAAUUUAGGGAUGCUGAGAUUUGUUUCAUGAGAGCUGCAGUGGUAGGGGCGGCAGUGGUCGAGCAGGGGAGGUAUCUAGGACUGUAGGCUGCAGGGACGGUGUGUCCACUGGUAACAACGUCGAGGGAUGGCCGAGCCACAAGCAGACCACUUCUGCUCCAUGCUUUGGCCCCACGGAGCUGCCUCGGUCCCUACCCAGGUCUCCUUCCCAGCUUUCUGUCAGUUCUCUGAGCCUCCAAGCUUCAUCCAAGAAAUUCCCUCCUCUUCCACAAAAUAGCCUGGGUUGAAUGUAUGUGUCACAUGACCUAAAAACCCCAUUCCCAAGUGGACAGAAAUGUGUAUGUAUUUUCGCCAAAAGAAGGGUACUAGAAUGUUCUAGAAGCACUGCUCAUAAUAACCCCAGACUGGAAAGCACCCAGAUGCCCAUGUUGAAUGGAAAAACAAAUCACGGUGUGUCUGCACUGUGAAGUCCUGGGAUGCUUCGGCAGUUGCGCACACAACAUCUCACGAGAGAAGGCAGGUCCGGGACCGGGUGGCUCCACAUCUAUCAAGUGCGAACCCCGGCAGGGCUCACCUCUGCUGUGGCGAGCAGGGAGGUGAGUGACUCUGGGGGCCUGGUCACCAGAAGGGCACAAGGGAGCUUCUCAGAUGUUCUGUUUCUUGGUCUGGUUGCUGGUUACCUGGGUGUGUCCAGUUUGUGAAAAUUCUCCACGUGUGCACCCUUUUCUGUAUCGAUGUUGUACUUCAAUAAAACACUGGUUUUGUGG